GCCACAACCGAAUUUGAGUUGUCCCACAGCGCGGUUUUCGGUUUCGCAUUUGUUUCAUUUAAAUUUGACUCGAUUCACGUAACUUUGUAUUUGGCAAAGUGCAGAUUCGAUGCAUCUGGCCAAGUGAUAGAAAAUCGAUGCGAAAUCGUGAGUUAAUCGAACAAAUUGCAAAGUCAGACCGGAGGGCUUUGCUAGCUGCGCAAUUGUAAAAAAGUUCGACCAAAUCCUACGCACCGUUGCCGGGCUUAAGUGUGGAAGAAAAACAAACAAAAUGGCAAAUAUGCGCCCACCGCAGAAAUCCAAGCUGCUGAAGGUCGUCAUACUGGGCGAUGGGGGCGUGGGCAAGUCUGCACUGCUCACCCGCUUCGUAUCGAACCGCUACGAGGAGAACAAUUUCCAUACGAUUGGUGUCGAGUUCAUGAACAAGGAUAUUGUGGUCGACGGGGAGCAAUACACCCUGCAGAUUUGGGACACGGCUGGUCAGGAACGAUUCCGGGCCCUACGCACGCCCUUCUAUCGGGGAUCGGACAUUUGCCUGCUCUGCUAUGCCCUGGACGACCGGGACAGUUUGAGGGGACUGGGUCUCUGGCGGAACGAGUUUCUGACCUAUGCCGACGUGGAGGCGGAUAAGUUUCCUUUCAUUGUGGUGGGCAACAAGAACGACAUCCUGCCGCAAAAGCGCCAGGUCAGCUACGAGAGUGUCCAGCAGUGGUGCGCGGAGCAGAAGAUUGUCUCCCACAUCGAGACCUCCUCGAAGGCGGCGACGAAUGUGAGCGACGCUUUUGUGCUCGGCCUGCGCCAGUGGAAGCACAUGGAGUGCGUGGCCGAGGCCGAGCUCCGCCACAACGGCGACACCAUCGACUUGACACGACCCAUACGGCUCGUGCAGCGGCGGCUCUGCUGCACAGGAGGUGGUGGCGCCGGGGACCUCGAUAAGGACGGGAAUGGGGAUGGGGAUGGGUAUGACGCCGCCAUGCGCACCCCAUCCAAGAAACUGUUCGGACAGAAGCGCAGUGCACCGAAGGCGCCAGCGACCAAUUACCGGCUAUGAGCACUGAAGCUGUCAGUGAAUUUACGCUUAAUUUAACCACUAGGGUGGCUAGGGUCGGCUCCUAUACACGCUAUUCAUUCCAACCGCAGGAGACGGAGGAGACAAGGAGUCGUCAAAGCACAGACCAAAAAGUAAAUCGAUAUAACGUACAAUUGUAUGAAAUGUACGGAAAAAAUCGAUUGAUAUUCUAAAUGAAGCUAAGGCAUAAAUGUUAGGUUUAAGCUGACCGCCUCUACAAUGCAAACAUAAGAGAUGCAGAUUGCUUGUAUUGAUUGAUUCACAUGUGGUGUACGCACAAUGUUUGGUAUAACAAAAACAAUCUGAUAUUAUUUUUGAUACUAUUAAAUUUAAUGUAAGAGAAGACAACAGACUGGACUGCGGAACAGUCCAAUCAUAUGUUACAAUGCAUGUAUCUAUUAGAUACCAUAGCAGACAUUUGUUAUCCAAUAUAGCGGUUUGAGAAAAAACUAUGACUGUCCAUUAGUUGUCGUCUAUAACUUCAACCUCGGAAAUGGUUGAACUACUAUUUUGCAUUUUGUAUUCCGCUGAUACAAAAACCAUUCGAAUAACGACUAAGAAACCAGUCAUUUAUUAUAAAUAGAUGAAAAUUAAUUCGUACAAAAAUCCACUUGAAGGAAAAGCCACUUACAACAAGGAAAAUAGAUUUUGUAUUUAUUUUAAGUGCCUUAAACAGGAGCAUGACAGAGUGUAUUUUUUUGUUAUAUGCACGGUCUCUGUCCAGGACAUGUACACUGUACCAAAGUGUACGGAUGGUACAUUGAAUCCCUUUGAUUCCAUAAACAGUAUACAAAAAAAAAAUGCUUUA
Molecule: messenger RNA, 1877 nt
Organism: Drosophila persimilis
Lineage: Eukaryota; Metazoa; Arthropoda; Insecta; Diptera; Drosophilidae
Gene: Rab9
Product: ras-related protein Rab-9B
Exons: 3
Coding region: 272-1051 (259 amino acids)
Biological process (GO): retrograde transport, endosome to Golgi
Cellular component (GO): phagocytic vesicle; late endosome; lysosome
Molecular function (GO): GTPase activity; GTP binding
Source: RefSeq, a predicted model, not a curated record